Molecule: messenger RNA, 657 nt
Organism: Colletotrichum spaethianum
Lineage: Eukaryota; Fungi; Ascomycota; Sordariomycetes; Glomerellales; Glomerellaceae
Exons: 2
Coding region: 1-657 (218 amino acids)
Source: RefSeq, a predicted model, not a curated record
AUGGCGGAGCAUGCCGUGCAACGUGAUGGCGACCAGGCUUCACAAAAAAUCCAGGAACUCAAGGCCGUGGCAUGUAUACCAGAGGCCGAUGCUCGAACGGUCUUGUAUUUCCUCUGCGACGACGACGAAAUGAUCCGAAGGAAGGUCCUCGGCAUUUACCAAAACAUCCCAAAGACGGACGUCUGUACGAACUGCGAGAAGGAGUUCGACACAGACAAUAACGGGCCUGACGCGUGUUGUUAUCACCCGGGGGAUUUCGAAUUGGACGAGGAUCUCGAAUUCUGGGAUACGAUAGACGACGACGAUGGCAACCCAUAUUAUGAAAGAGAUAGCGACGCAAAUCGCAAAGAUUGUCCCGAAGGAUUCAGAUGGAGCUGCUGCGAGCGCGUGGGGGACGUGGAGGGGUGCGAGAAGGGGAGACACGAGGCCAAAGGAAUAACAACUGCCGAAGCGACUGCACACAGCCUGGCGCUUGCAGUUGCCCGCAUUAAAGCCAGGUUGAGUAAGGCCGAAAGCAUGUCACGCAAAGAGCCUGGGGGCGAGGUUCCAGGAGAGCAGAGUUCCAACAAGCGCAAAGCCGAGGAGGAGUUCGAUGACGGCGAUGCGGCCAAGGCAAAGAAAGGCGCCGACGGGUAUGGUCUGGGCAUCUUUGAAUAA